UGCCACAGCCCCAUCAAAUUAUCCACUGACUCCUGAGUAAUGUUCAGUCAGGUGAAAGUUUAGCGUUACAUCCUUUUCACAAGCAGAGUGGACACCGGACGCACAGAAACGUCCUUUUACAUCAAAAACACACACAGACAGGAUGAUAAGCAGAUUUCUGUCCCGCCGUUGGAGUCUGUUGAUGUUCAUCGUAGCAUGUAUCAUUGUCUUUGGGAACUUGCUGGUCCAGUUGCCAUAUACAUUCCAUGACAAGCUUGUCAGUGUUGGUAGUGCUGUGCAGGCCAAGGCAGUCGACAAAACUCACAUUAUUCUAUUGUGGCACUGGCCAUAUGGAAACGCAUUUAGUCUGGAGGGUGGAUACUGCAAAGAGCAUUUCGACAUAUCCAAUUGUAUCAUGGUGGCUGAUCGGUCUCGAUUUCCAGAGGCAGACCUUGUGGUCUUUCACAACUGGGAGCUGGCCCGUACUCAUACUGAACAGUUGCCUGUGAAUCUCACACGUCCAGAGAAGCAGAGGUGGGUUUGGGUGACCAGGGAGAGCCCACUGUUCAAUGGUGAUGUGAAGCCCUUGAAUGGAUACUUUAACUUGACUAUGACCUACCGCCGUGAUUCAGACAUUUACACGCCUUAUGGAAUAAUGCUGCCAAAAAAAACUGUGUCUGAAGAGCCUCUUGAGAAUUUCAUUCCAAAGAACAAGGAUAAGUUGGUUUGUUGGGUAGUCAGCAAUUUUAAACCAAAGUAUUUGCGAACGGCUGUAUACCAAAAACUGAAGAAGGUGAUACCUGUGGAAGUGUACGGGAAAGGGGGUAAUAGGACCAUAGAUCAAGAGGCUUUGACACCCACAAUCUCGCGCUGUUACUUUUACCUAUCGUUCGAAAAUUCUGUCCAUAAAGAUUACAUAACAGAGAAAUUAUGGUACAACGGCUACAGGAGCGGCGCUGUGCCUGUAGUUCUUGGUCCUAGUCGGGAGGAAUAUGAAGCAGUGGCAGACAAAGAUUCUUUCAUCCAUGUAAAUGACUUUAAUACCGUAGAGGAGCUUGGAGUUUUCCUUAAGAAUCUAACUGUGGAUAAGGAGCGCUAUGCCUCAUACUUCAGUUACAGGCGUAAAUACAAUGCUGUGAGGAAGUUUUGGACUGAGAGUCUAUGUAAAUUCUGCCCCACAAUUAGCACCUUGCCACCAUAUAAGGUAUAUGAGGACUUGGAUGCUUGGCAGAAUGCAUGAAAGGCAAAGCUCAUUGUUCAUUGUCACAGAGGAAUUUGUACUGUUUUCUACUGUUACUCCUUGAUAAAAUCAGACACAAAAUGCCAUACAACUUCUGUCCAAACUGGACUAUUGUAUUUCAUUGUUUGAUGGUCGGCCUGCUUGUGUAGUAAGUAACAAAAUAUCCAUUUUUAAAAAAAACUCUAGAUACGUGUUAACAAGGCCUUAAGCAUACAAUCUGGCUCUCUUAAGACUACAUAUCCUGUUCAACUGUUUAAAAAAUAAAA
Molecule: messenger RNA, 1485 nt
Organism: Sardina pilchardus (European sardine)
Lineage: Eukaryota; Metazoa; Chordata; Actinopteri; Clupeiformes; Clupeidae
Product: 4-galactosyl-N-acetylglucosaminide 3-alpha-L-fucosyltransferase 9-like
Exons: 2
Coding region: 143-1219 (358 amino acids)
Cellular component (GO): membrane
Molecular function (GO): alpha-(1->3)-fucosyltransferase activity
Source: RefSeq, a predicted model, not a curated record